Dimorphilus gyrociliatus is the source of this 1645-nucleotide messenger RNA. Lineage: Eukaryota; Metazoa; Annelida; Polychaeta; Dinophilidae. The record is from the annotation of a GenBank genome assembly.
GUCACUUUUAAAAAAAACAGAGACAGAGAGAGAACGAGACAGGGAGAGAGAAACGUAUACAUAUAGAGUUUGAAGAUCUGAAGUAGAGUGUUGUAGAGGCAGAGAGGGAUAAUAGUACAAUAGAAGAUUGAAGAAACGUUUAUCAUGUUUGAUAUACUGUCAUUGGAAGGGAAGUAAGACAGCAAAUAACCGCGUAUCUAUUUGAUGAGAAAGAACUAUCUCUCCAUAGUACGCUUGAAGAAAAUUCAUCCGGUUAAAACGAUUAAGAUAUAUAUGUUUGUGCAAGCUUUGACAGAUGUUUUCCGCAUGUACUGAUUUUUUUCUUUGUUUUUUGGAAACAUAAAAACAGGCGACGACAAAUAAGUUUGCUGUUCUAAGCGUCGGAAUGAUACCGAAUGACAUCAAAAAGUCACUGGAGAAAGAGUGCAAUAGAACGAUUCUUGCUCAACCUCCUCCCAACAAUACCAAUGGUAAAGUUUACUGCCCAGCGGUAUUCGACGGAUUGUCUUGCUUCAAUUAUACUCUAGCUUCUGAAAAGGCCUACGUUCAAUGUCCAAGCUUCGUGGAAGGGUUUGAUUCGACUCUAAAAGGAUUCAAACAAUGCAUGGAGGACGGCAAAUGGUACAUUUCUCCGUAUAAUAAUAGUUGGACCAAUUAUACCGGCUGUAUUUCAUUCGUCGAUCUGCAGCAUGAUAGAGCAAGAAUAAGGAUUUUCACCGUUGGAUACGCACUAUCUGUUGCUUGUCUUGUAAUCGCUUUGAUAAUAUUUUUCUAUUUCAAACAGUUGCAAUGCGACCGAGUUACCGUUCAUAAGAACCUAUUCACUUCCUAUAUCCUGACUGGAUUGGCUUGGAUUGCUUAUUACAAUGCAGUCUCCAUCUGCCCUGAAGUACUUUCGCAAAAUCCUGUUUGGUGUCGACUAUUACAUAUUCUUACGCAGUAUUUUACUGCCAGUAACUACUUUUGGAUGCUUUGCGAAGGACUGUUCUUACAUACUCUUAUUGUAUUCGCCUUCGUCUCUGUCAAGAAACUCUUAGCGGCCUGUUGUAUUCUUGGUUGGCUAGUUCCACUGGCCCUGACAAUAAUAUACGGUCUGUCCAGACAAAUAUCCACCAGCCACGACAGUAAGAAAAAUUGCUGGGUGCACGACCACGCGAUUCAAUGGAUUAUCUCGGGACCUGCCCUCUUUUCUAUCAUCUUAAACUUGAUAUUCCUGUGCAACAUUGUUCGGGUACUUGUCACUAAGAUUCGCGCUCUCAACGACACCAAUGCUGAACAGUACAAAAAAGCUGCAAGAGCUACUUUAAUACUAAUUCCUUUGCUUGGUUUACAUUAUUUUAUCAUACCAUUUAAACCAAAAAAUGAUUCACCCCUACUGCACGUUUACUUGUUCACCGGAGCUAUUAUAACUAGUACACAAGGCUUUUUUGUAACACUAAUCUAUUGUUUUUUGAACGGCGAAGUUAUUGCCUGUCUAAAGAGAAAAUAUUACCAACGUCAAGUUAUGAAGGGUCGCUUUAAUCAUACUCAGGUUAACAUAACGGAAGCAGCGUCAGCGGUAACGACGCCUAACGUUGAACUUAUUCAAAGUCCAGGACGAAAAGAUGUCGAUGAAGUUAAAGUGUGCAUGCUACGCGACGAAUAA